Colletotrichum acutatum is the source of this 3289-nucleotide messenger RNA. Its product is annotated as male sterility protein. The coding region runs from base 1 to 3282 and encodes 1093 amino acids. The record is from RefSeq and is a predicted model, not a curated record. Lineage: Eukaryota; Fungi; Ascomycota; Sordariomycetes; Glomerellales; Glomerellaceae. The transcript has 4 exons. Gene Ontology annotation, molecular function: phosphopantetheine binding.
AUGGCACCGAUUGCGAUGUCUGACCUGAAGUCGCCUUCAUCAAUUGCUGCCGUCGACUCAACCGUUUUCCCGGCGUCAGAUGCCGAUGAGAGGUUGAAGAAACUAUGGCAACUCCACGGACAUCCUCAUAGCUCAAGAUUCUGUGACCCGAAUUUGACGAGUGUCGCAGCGUUGGUCGAGCAUAAUGCUGCAACCCAACCAGUCAAGCCGGCUUUCAUACAUCCUGUGGGCGACUCAUUUGAAGUGCUGGACUGGGCUCAGCUCAAUCAGUACUGCCUUACAGCGUCAGGUUUCUACUCUAAGCAGUUUCGAGGGGGCAUCGCUACUGCCAAUGAAAUCGGUCAGCAACCCACUGUCGCUCUCCUAGGUGUCGGGAACUCGAUCUCGUAUCUCAUCACCCAAUUCGCCCUAAAUCGUCUGCACCUUCGGGUCCUUCUCCUUAGCAACAAGAACUCUCCGGCAACAAGAGAUCACCUACUCAAAGUGUGCAACGUUGUUACAAUAAUCACCGAUGAGGCGAGUGAAGCUUCACUCCACGGUGAAAGCCCAUGUCAACUCCCGGUGACGAAACUCAUCAGCUUAGAUGAGUUGAGAGGGAAUGGCCUAGAAGUUUAUGAAGAACCUGGUAUGGGGUUUGAGACUGGUGAUGAGUGGAAUGUCCAGUCAAUGAUCAUCCACUCAUCUGGUUCCACUGGAGUGCCGAAACCAAUUAUCCACACGAAUCGGAGUCUGUGCCAGAUAGCGCGGAUGUACAGACUACUUCCAGAGUUCUUCAUUGAGAACUGGUAUCUGUGUUUUCCCUUAUUCCACGUAGCUGGGCUGUCAAUUGCAUUGUCAGGGCUCCCAACCGGUCUACCUACUUCUUUGCCUCCAACACAAUGGCCACCAGCUCCAAGUUCAAUCCUUUCUGCAUGGAAGUCCUUGGCAAGCCUCGGCUAUCCGCCCGACUGCCUUCACUGUGCGCCCUCAGUUAUCGAGGAUCUCUACGAAUACAUCACUCUCACUACCAAAGAUUACACUCCUCUGACGGACUUGAAGGUCCUACAACCCGGAGGAGCUCCGCUGUCCCCUUCAUUGCUGUCCAAACUCCAGAAAAUCGGCGUCAAUGUCAAAACAACAUACGGCACAACCGAAACCGGUCCGCCGCUACGGACGAUACCGCAUACGAGAGACAACCCAGACGUGUACCGCUUCCGCAACCUGUACCCAGAGUCGGAGUAUGUACGAAUGGAACCUAUUGCGGAUAACCUUUUCGAGUGCGUUGUUCAUCGCGGAUUCCCUCUCGCUGCAGAGCUCUGGCUUGAAGAGACUGCGCCGAACCCAUAUCGUACGGGAGACCUGUUCAAUGAGGAUCCCCCGGGGAGUGGCUAUUUCGUCCUCCAAGGCCGGCGAGAUGACAUUCUCGUGCACAGCAAUGGAGAGAAGACACAUGCCGCCGCUCUCGCUAUGGCGCUUGAAGAAGAUAAAACGGGCAUUGUUGCGAAGACUGCAGUCUUUGGUACAGGAAAGCCUUUCCCCUCCGUUGUUGUUGAGAUCAACUGGUCUGAGGUGGAGAAGCGGUCCAUAUCAGAAGCUGAUCUUCCUGAAGAGGUGUGGAAAGUGGUUGGGGUCUGCAACAAUAAUUCCCCGACAUACUCACGAAUUCCUCGUGAAACGGUUCUCAUUCUUCAAGAAGGGAAGACGUUACCAGUUACUCCGAAAGGGAACGUGCGACGGACGAUUGCUUGGGAGCUUUAUGGAGACAGAGUGGAAGAACUCUACAACUCAUUCCUGGGCACCAAGCUUGAUGCUGAUACAGAAGCCGCGUCAGUUCCUUCUAGGGACCCUGAUAUUUCGGAUCUUCAAACCAUCCAAACAGUCGUCGCUGAGGUUUUCCGUGUCCCUGUGGAUGGCCUCACGGAAGAUCAAAACUGGUACGAACUUGGCCUCGAUUCUUUGCGAGCUGUCGAUAUACGGUCAAGACUUGUGCAGAUAUUCGGGGCUUUUCCUCUGAUGUUCAUCUUCGAAUAUCCUACGGCAAAGAAGCUUCUCGAGUUCCUUCAACUGUUCAAAAGUGGUCUUAAUAGCAAUGCCCCGGCGGCCAGCAACCACUAUGAGUCGAUGCGGUCGACCAUACACCGCAUGAACAUCGAGAUCGACAACUGGCAAGUGACUCAAGCUCAACAGGAAGAUUCGAUAAGCGACGAGCAAGUCAUAUAUCUCACAGGAGCCAGUGGUGCUCUGGGAAACGCACUACUGGAAGUCCUGGUCCAGGUGCCAACUGUUCGAAAGAUUUACUGCGCCGUACGAGGAGCAGAUCCUCAAGCUCGAGUCUUGGGCUCCAUAAAAGAGAGAGGCUAUCCUACGAGCAUUUACCAAAGCGAGAAGAUUUUACCCGUCAGCUACGACAUGAAGGAUGGAAAGCUAGGUGUAGAUGAGCAGAUGUAUCAACGUCUGAUGAAUGAGGUGACUGAUGUGAUGCACAACGCCUGGAAACUAGACUUCAAUCAACCCAUUCAACAGUUCGAAGACGAUUGCCUGAGAGGAACUAUGCAUCUCAUGUCUUUUUGCCUCAAAGGGCUCAAGAAGACGUUCACCUUCAUGAGCAGCGUCGCCGCAGCAAUGGGAAGCCCCGCCGGCACCAAAGUGCCAGAAAUUCCACUUUCUCCGGAUCCUGCAAAUGCCCUUCCCACCGGAUACGCGCAGUCCAAGUUCAUCAUCGAGCAAGUCACGCAGCACUAUGCCUCUACACACAAUGUCCCUGUUCGCAUCCUCCGAGUUGGCCAGCUUUGUGGUCACUCAAGACUGGGAGCAUGGAACAAUACCGAGAUGUGGCCUACCAUGAUGAUGGUGGGACUAGAUCUCCUCAAUGCGAUGCCGACCUUACAGACUAACGUCGACUGGCUACCUAUUGAUUUCUGUGCUGAAGCCAUCAGUAAGGCGUUGAUUCACAACACUCCCGAGACGUCAUAUGCUGUGUACAACCUUAUCAAUCCAAGCGCGAUCUCAUGGGAACAGCUUGUUUCCAUGCUGGAAGAGGCUUAUGGACAGAACUUCCAACGCGUUGAAAUGAAGGAAUGGGUGUCUAGGUUAGAAGCAACUGCAGAAUCACAGGGCUUGGGUGUGAGGGAACUGCCAGCUCUGAAGCUCCUCGGUUUCUUUCAAUCCAUGGCUGAAGGCAAUGGUAACGGCGAGGGCGUGGGGUUUGAUGCGGGAAGCGUAGAGAAAGGAAGACGAAUUGAGGUGGACAUGCUUAAGAGAUGGCUGGAAGUAUGGCGUCAAACAGGUCACUUGAGAGAAUAGAGCGCCA